CAGCGUCCAACAUUACCGAUCUAACCGAUUUGUUGUUCUAGUUCAGGAUGCGUGAUGCGUUAUAUUAAAUAGCAAUAUUUUGUAGGAUGUGAAACCGAAAAUUCAAAAAAUGGGUAGAAGUAAAUUUCCGGGGAAGCCAUCAAGACACUGUCAAAAAAAGAGAAUCAAUGUUCUUCCACCAAAUGGGGAAUUAGGCGGCAUAGUGGCCAGUAAUGCCGUUCUGACAGUCAUCAGCACACCCCAGCAAAAUAAACAGGCAGAAGAAAUUCAAGAAAAAGAAAGUGAAAGUGUUUCUCAGUCCCAAGAAGCAAAACGUGCCCCUCAUGCAAAUGUAGUUCGGAAACUUAGUGUCUCUCUCAGGAAAAAUGAGAGAAAAAGAAAUUUUAUUUCAAAAAUAAGAAACAAGUCCACAAAUAUAGCCACUAGGAGAAAUGCACUUUCUAAAACAUUAAGGAGAAGAGAAUCAACAAAUUUUGCUGGGAAAUUUAUUCUACCAACAAGAAGUGUUCACUCAUCGCGAGUUAUCAAACCUAACAAGAGGUUUAUUGACUUAAACGAAAAUUUAAAUGGCAGAAACAAGAUAAUAUCUAAAAGAUCACUUAAGACAAAUGAUGACAGUGAUUCCAUUAAAUGUGAAGAUAAUAGCGUUUCUUGUACAGAUAAAAUGACUUUUACUAAUGGUCACAGAGUUAUCCUACGUCAGGCGCGUCUUAAAUUGCCAAAUCAAAUAGGAACACAAGGUCCUUUUUCCUCUAAAUUGCAUAAUGGGCCAGGAACAAUUAUUUGUGGGGUUUGUGGAGCAGUAAGGUAUUACCGGUUUGUUAAGCAAGCCAGGAAAUUCAACAUUUAUAGCUGUGAAUCAUGCAGAAAGUUUAUCUCAAAGCAAAUUAAAAGGCAAAGUGUUGGGAAUAAGACCUCAAAUGUUAUAUUGCCCUGUCAGCUAGGGCAAGGUACUUGCUAUGUCCCGCCUGUGGUACGCAGUCAGCACUGGAAGAUUACCAAGUGUGCUUACAAAUCAAGAUGUCCAGCAUGUUGGCUAAAAAUGUGUCUAAAGGCCUACCAUUUACCAUCUGCUUUUAAAGAGAAUCUCUUGCAGUUGCUCCCCAUCAAUAUGAGGAGCUUAGACUUAUCAUUUAAUAAUACUCUACCUCCAAUUUUAUGGCAAAAGAAUGUGGAAACACCACAUAAUGCUAAAGUGAAUAUUGAAAUGAAUAUUAAGCAAAGGCCUAUUCGAUUCAGGCCACAAAAAUCUCAAACUCCCGCUCCCGCAAAUGCAGGUCAUGCAAAUUCAGAAAAUAAGAGGCAAAGAAUAGAUUUAAAGGGACCACGUGUUAAACAUGUAUGCAGAAGCGCUUCAAUAGUACUUGGACAACCUAUUGCAACCUUCAGCAAUGGUCAUGACAAAAAAAGUGAUUUGGAUAGCCAAUCAGAAAAAAAAACCAGUGCAGAUGCUAAAACAAAUGGACAAAUAAAGUGCGACAUUAUUAGUGGUAGUGACGAUGACAGCACCAUUUUUGACAAAAACAGUGUGGAUGGAUAUGUAUUUCCUCAAAAAGAAAAAUCGCGUGAUGAUUUACAAACUGCAGAUGUUAAGGACAAAGAUGAAGGCGAAUUUUGCGAUAGCAUUUGCGUAAAUUACUCCUCAGAAAUGAAUUAUGAAAAUCGAUUCAAAUAUGGUUUCUCAGUUAUGGGCACUGAAAAUUUAUUGACAAACCCCAUAUGUUUUUUAUGUGGCAGUGCCGGGUUUGACAAUAUGUUAGUUUGCUCUGUAUGUUGUGAGCCCUACCACAGUUUCUGUGUGGACGCCUUUCCUUCAAAAAGUACCCUAACGGCAGCUCUAGACUGGGUUUGCAUGAGAUGUGCUGAAUGUGAAGAAUGCAAAGGGUCUGAUAAAUAUAAAAUUAGUUGUCCCAAGUGCCGAAAAAUAUAUCAUUAUGAAUGUUUUAAUUCCAAUACAGGAGAUGCUAACUUUAAAAUGCUGUGUAAGGAAUGUCAGAAGUGUCAUGAUUGUGGGUGUGUAAUGGCGUAUAAUUUGUUUUCAUUUCCCGGAAAUAUGGCAUUGUGUCUAACAUGUAUCGACAAAAGAAAAGAAGGAAUGUAUUGUCCAAUUUGUCAUCACUCUUUUGAAAGUAACAGUUGGUCAUGUCGGGUAUUGGGGUGUUCCAAAUGUCAAAAAUGGAUACAUUCCGAAUGUGAGAAGUUGACUAGCGAGCAGUAUGAUAUAUUAAAACUACUUCCGACCUCUACUAGUUUUACAUGUAGUCAGUGUUUGAAUGGUUCAGAGAUGCUAUGGCAUAAAUCGCUGAAGAAGGUGAUGUGUUCGAGCUUUAGUAACGUGAUUAGAUUGCUAGCCAAAAAUAAAAUGGCGAAGAACAUAAUUAAAAGUAACAAAAAUCAGCCGGGGAGAAUAAAAUCGAGCCUGGGUUCAAAAAAAACUCCAGAGGUGGAAAAACUUGACGAGGAUAAUAACAAUUUUAAAAAACAAUUAAAUCAUUCUAAUUCGUGUGAUGCAUUCGAGUGCUGCGAUGAUGUUGAUCAACUUUUAAUUAACAACAUUAAAACCGUGCAGAAUAUUAAAAGCAAACUCUGCAACUAUAACUCAGUAAAAAAAUUUAAUGAGGACAUGGAAGAAGCUCUAAAACGCUUUCAUUCAGAUCAGAUAUUGAAUAUAUACAAAAAAAUUUUUCAAAAUGUAUUCCCGUGGUUUACAGAUAGCCACGAAGUGAGUGAAAGUGAUUCAAAAUAUUUUCAAUGCCAUAGCCCAUCACAUAGUAGAGAAGCGAAUUUUUUCUUGUUCCCUCUUCCCAAGACGAACGAUAUUAGAAGCUGCGUACUAUGCGGCAAGGUGGGGGAUGGUCUCGUACAUCAAGAAUCACGAUUGCUUUUCUGUGGUAAUAAUUCUUGGGUUCAUCUUAAUUGUGCGUAUUGGUCUUUUGAAGUGUAUGAAGAAAUAGACGACCAUUUACAAAACGUAGUCGAAACUAUAGAAAAAUGUCGUAACAUUAAUUGUACAGGUUGUAAUGCCGUUGGUGCAAGCAUUCAAUGUUUUAUUUGUAAAGACGACAGCUUCCAUUUUAUGUGUGCCAGGAAAAAUAACUGGUCCUUCACAAAUAUUAAUAAGGGUUGUUUUUGUCCAAAACAUAAUUUUAUCCCUGCCCAUACAAUUUUAAAGAAUGACGAAGAUUUUGAAAUAAACAGAAGCAUUUUUAUUGAGCAAAUCUCGAAACAGGAGCUUCGUUUGGAGGCUGAAGAAGUGGUCUGUUCUGUAGGAUCUCUCAGAAUCAGUAAACUGGGUAAAGUGGAACCUAUUCUUUCAAAUAGCUCUGAUGUUAUUGUUCCAGUGGGUUUUGUUUGCUCUAGAAUAUUUUGGUCUACUAUUGAACCUUGGAAGUUAAUUCCAUAUUUAGUUACCACUUCAGUUCAAAAUCCAAAUUUUACUACGUUAACAGUCGAUAAAAACUUCACCAUAGACCAUAGUUUGGAUAGCACCCAAGUUGAGAAGGCGAUGAGGGAGUUAUAUCUGUGGCAAAGAGAACACGUCAAACAAGGGGAUGAUGUGGAAUCAGAAGAUGAAGAAGAGAAAAAUGGAACAGAACUUCUCUCUCCAGAACUAACAGAUACUAUUUUGGAGGACAUUCCUCAUGAUAUUCUGGAUGGAAUAUCUGUUCAAGACAUAUUUCCAAACUUUAGCUAUGAAGACGUUUUAAGUUUUGACAGUAAUAAUACUGACAACAAUGCUGACACAUUUGUCAAAAAAGUCGAUGAAGAAGAACACAUAGAUUUGGAUUCUAAAUGUAUUAAAACUAGAUCCGAACGCAUCCCUCGCGUAGCACCACUAAGCCUGGCUUUAAAUUGCAAACUAGAUACAGCGGUACCAAAAAGGCAAAAAAUGCUGCUAUUGCAAGUGGACGGUACUUUUGACGAGAGUAGUUCUAGCGAAUGCGAAUCGCCAACUGACGCAUCAUCAUUUGGAGUUUGGAAAUCUUCUGAAGAACCAGUUACUUGCGACAAGUGUCAGUGUACAUAUAGAACGCAAGCUAGCUAUAAAAGGCAUUUGGAUUCUUGCGAAGUAAUUUGUACAAGUGAAAGUGAUUCUGAAAAUUUUGCAGAAUUUGAAGCUGAUGGAGAUAAUAUUACGAAUCCAAUUGUUGUGGCCGAUGAAGCACCACAAACCAUCCAACCCCUUAUGAUAUCGUCGUUUGAGUCCUACCAAAGUCAAGUCCAAACUUCUUUGGUAAAUGUUAUCCCAGAAGCACAAUCACAACCGCAACCCGUCACUAUCCAACCCACUUUGACACUAAAUGAAUCUCAAAACGCGUCUGCAAUUUCAUUACCAGUACCUAUUUGCGUAGGAACGCCAAUUGUUCAACCAUCAAUCGAAUUUCAACAACCACAACCCCAACCACAGGUGACACUCCAACCAGUUUUGGUUCAAAGACAGCGACCUCCAAGGUCUGACCCUACUGCCCCUAUUAUUGUACAACAUUUACAACCCACUCCUACUACCGGAGUUUUUCCAUUUAUGGAUACGUUUCAGCAACCAGCGGCUAAUAACAUUCAAUAUGUAACCACUAUAACACCAGCUCCUGUAAAUCCUGUCCCCACACAACAGUUGGUACAAAUUCUUCCUAGUUUGCAGCCCACUACUGUGAUUGUCCAACAACCUCAACAGUUUGUGCUGGAUAGCAGCGGUACUUUAAGCUGGACUCAGCCUCCUCCUCAGCCUAUUUACUAUGGUUUUGAGACCAUUGUUCAAAAUACUGUUAUGCAAAGUCAGCAGUUUCUGCCUAACACUAUGUCUGGGGUGUUAACGGCUAAUAGUAGUUAUAGCACCACUACUCAGGUAUUUCAGACAAGCAAAUUGGAGCCGGUAAUAGAUAUGUCUUCAAAUGGGUUUUUAUUUGUCAACCCUCAACAAUUAGAGUUAUCGCAAUACGCACAUAAUCCCAUAGCUGCUCCUACUGUAGUAACAUCACAACCUUCUGCUUUAAUUUAUUCUCAGCCAUCUGUAGUACAAAAACCCAUUCAAUCGUCACAUAGUAAUUGUAUAAGCCUUCCUAAUGCACCCUUCGUAGCCGAUCAGGGUAUUCCCAUGAAUAUAGUUCCUCCCAUUCCUAAACAGCCUAGUUCUCAUACUCGCCCAAUGAGCAGGGUUCUUCCGAUGCCAACGAAAGCUGUAAAAGUUCCCAAAAAAAGUGUCGAAGACAUCAAAAUAUUUGCUGACGAUAGGUUGAUCGAGAAAGCGUCCUUAUUAAAACUCGACGAUAAGAAAAAAAUGUUUGCCAAGGAAAUGUUAAAGGUGAUCGAUAGCCCAAAAACUAAAAUGCCGAGAUUGUUGGAAAAUGCCGAAUUUAAACUGAAUAAUGUUCAAGUGACUAUGAAUGUAUCGCGUAUCACUAACAAAGCCGAGGAACUACGUUUCAAAGAAUUUGAACCGGCCGAAAAAAUUCAGAAAUUACUUUCAACGGACGCUGUAGUUGCAGAAAUUGAAACGCCUAAAUUAGAUUUAAUUAAGAAACCAGUAAAGUUACAGCCAGACAAGAAAUCCAUUCAAACGGAAGCUGUGAAACCCUUGGAGAUGCCUGAUAUUAGUUACAAUCCUUUAGAAACGCAAAAGGCAACUCCCGUAGAUCACGCAUCAUUCGCUAAAAUUAACUCUAUCGAUCAUUUCGAACUCCGAAAAGUAAAUAAAGAAACGUUGUAUAAAUUUAAAGAAGACGUUCCAAAAUUUGAAAGUGAUAAAAUUACGGUCACUGACAUCAAAAUCGAUAAUCUGCUUAUUAAUGAGUCACAAAUUUUUGCCGAGGAAAGUAAUUGUAAAGUAAAAAUUGUUAGUAAGCAACCGACAUUAAUUGCACCUCUUAGACCGCUUAAACCUCAUGCACAGUUAAAAGAUGAACUCAAACCACAAGAUGUAGUAAAACUUCCUUUAGUCUCAGAACCAUUACCUCCGAAACAACCGUCAAAUAAACGGGAACCAGAACCAAAUCACUCGCCUUCCAUAUUAUACACAGUUGAAAACAAAGAGGGUUUUAAAUUUUCUUCGACCUCUAUAACCGAUUGCUGGACGAAAGUUAUUGAAGCCGUUCAGCAAGCACGCGUGGCUCACAAUAUGCCCCCUUUGAAAAUACCCCCGGCUGACAUGCUCAAAUCCGUCCAAUUGUUGGGUCUGAAAUCCAACCAUCUUCGAUAUCUCAUUGAGCAAUUGCCUGACGUUUCAAAAUGUCGCAAAUAUAAACCUCUCUUUAAUUUUUCUCCGCACCAAAAUAACGCGGAAAAGGCUGAUCACCCUUAUGGUUCGGCAAGAUGUGAACCAUGUCGAACUAAAAACGCAGAACCUUAUGACAUGUUCCGUUGGCUUUCGUCGAAACACAGACAACCAUUCAAUACCUCCUUAGAUCAACAAAACAUGCAGUCUAGGAGGGUUAAUAACUUACCGAUGGCUAUGAAGUUUAGAAACCUAAAACUCACGUCCAAAUGGUCAGUUGGUGUUUACAGGUCCAAUAUUCACGGGAGAGGGUUGUUUUGCUUAAGGGAUAUUGAACCCGGCGAGAUGGUUAUCGAAUACGCGGGAGAAGUCAUAAGGUCAGUGCUGACAGAUAAGAGGGAGAAGUUGUAUAAUUCGAAGGGGAUCGGUUGUUACAUGUUUAGAGUAGAUGAUAACUUCGUGGUUGAUGCUACCAUGAAAGGCAAUGCGGCUAGAUUCAUCAAUCAUUCAUGUGACCCAAAUUGUUACUCGAAAGUGGUGGAAAUUUUGGGCCACAAGCAUAUAGUGAUAUUUGCUUUACGUCGGAUUUUAAGCGGUGAGGAAUUGACUUACGAUUACAAAUUUCCAUUCGAGGAGGACAAGAUACCGUGCACUUGUGGAGCGAAACGAUGUCGACAGUUUUUAAACUGAUUUUAUAUUUAAUGUAAAUAUUAGUUAUUAGUCAAUGUUGAUUUCGCGGCCUUCUCAACAUUCAGUGUCUCUUGUAAAGAGAAUAAUGUAACUGUUGAACAGAUAUAUUGUAAAAUUGUACAUUUCCUUUUUGUAUUUAUGAUGUUUAUAACGAUAAUUUUAAUUUAAAUGUGCUAAUUUCUUUAUUAACAGCACCUUUAUCUGCCAUUAAAGCAAAUACAUUUUUAAAAUAAUAGAGAUAAGUUUUGUAGUCAGUAUUUGAAAUUUUGUAAGAUUCGGCUGUGAGUAAUUCAUGCAUUUGUGUCAUUGGCAGGAUAGGUGGCAUACUUUACUGAGAGUUAAAUAUUAAGAAUAUCUAAUGUGAUACGUUGCAUAGUUUUGAGAAAUUUCUUUCAAAUUAUAGUAAUCUAACAAGCUUGGAUCUAAGAAUGUAAUUUUUCAAACUUUCUGCAUAACAAUGCCUUUUAACUAUUGUCGUAUUAAUGAUGAUUUUUUGUUGAAUAAAGUUUGUAGUUUUAAAAACUUUUUGUAGUAAAAGAAAUCUAUAUAUUUAUAUGUAAUCUAUUUAUUUUUGUAAAGAGAUAAAUACAUGUUUAUUAUCUCUUGAGUAUAUUUUUUCUCAUUUUUAAGUUCCGUACUGUUUAUUUUAAUAUUUUAUUUCGGUAAUUCUUACGUUUGGUAACGUUUUAAAGGCACUGCAGCGCUUCUGUACUGGAUUAUAAUUUUGUAGAUUGUAUUUGAAUAUGUCCCAUAGACAAUAGUUUACACACUUGAGAUUUUGUUUCGACUUAAGUAAGGAUGGUACUUUUCAGUGCUGCAUCAAACCUACGUGUACAAGACUAUUUUCAAUAUACUUUAGAAUUAGCUGUAAUACUUUAAUGACAAUAUUAACAUAUCAUUAGAAUUUCAUCGGUGGAAAAUUAAUUCCACCGCAUGAUACGAGGCCUUGUCAAGUAGUCCGAAUUGUUUUUUUGAGGAUAAUUAUCCAGUGUCUUAAAAUCCAGGGUUAAUAACAAACGCGAUGCGUCUUCGCGGCUUGUUAUUUAGCCUUUUGGAAUUUUGAAUAAUUAUAUUUUAUUAGUCAGGGGUAUGACUGGUGCUUUUUUACUUGCAUUGUUUUUAGCAGCUGUGUUAUAAACAUGUAUUUAUAAUGUCGAAUAAAUGAUAUUAUGCACCGUUGACUUUUUUUACCCGCUUCGAGACAAAUUUAAACGAUUGCAAAUAGUCGCCGGUAGGAAUACGAAAAUUAUAUAAAUAAAUAUAAAAAACAUAUUUUUGCAUAAUGUAAUCUUGUUUCCAAAA
Messenger RNA from Cylas formicarius (sweet potato weevil), 8200 nucleotides. RefSeq names its product histone-lysine N-methyltransferase trithorax (gene trx). The coding region runs from base 110 to 6898 and encodes 2262 amino acids. Gene Ontology annotation, cellular component: nucleus; histone methyltransferase complex. The record is from RefSeq and is a predicted model, not a curated record. Gene Ontology annotation, molecular function: sequence-specific DNA binding; histone H3K4 methyltransferase activity; zinc ion binding. The transcript is spliced from 8 exons. Gene Ontology annotation, biological process: positive regulation of DNA-templated transcription. NCBI's taxonomy places the organism in Eukaryota, Metazoa, Arthropoda, Insecta, Coleoptera, Brentidae.